UCUGUUAUGUGUGCCAUGGUCUCAACCCAGCAGUGUUGACAAUAGGGUGAAAAGAAACAGCCCCGAAUCAUAAACGAGCUAAGGAAAAUACCAAAAUCCAGGGGUUUGGGGAAGACAAGCAAUUGAAUCAGUAACAGGAAUGUAAUUGCGUGAACCUAAUCGUUUUAUAUAGCCGUAUUUUGUUAUUAAUGGGAGUUUGAGGAUUAUUCCGUUGGAAGGAAAAAGGUACUCGUGGGUUUGGCUGUUUCAGGCCAAAUUUUCCUGCUGUUCCGCCGCUGCUUGGGAAAGGCUGUUCGCACCGAGCUGGAGGUAGCCUAACAGUUAGCCCGAUAGAUUUCCAAACAUAGGAUAACUCCUCGCCGCCGUCUCCGUUGCGAACCGCAAAGGAUCAAGGUAAAGUACUACAAUUGGAGGGCUAACAGCCACUCGGUCGGCUGCAGCUUGUCGGGCUCGGGUCGGGACUCGGGACGGUGUGUGUUUCCCAACCCUGUCGGUCUGUCAGUCUUUGAGCGCUAGCUAACGGUAGCAGAAUUAGCACUGCCACUGUAUUUACAUCUGGGAUGAUGGGUGAUCGCCCAAGCCCGCCCAGCAGGGCUAUGUCCUCGGCAGCCACCACAUCUCCAUCUGUGGACAAAGUGGACGGAUUUUCACGGAAGUCUGUCAGGAAGGCCAAGCAGAAGCGGUCGCAGAGUUCGUCCCAAUUCCGCUCUCAGGGCAAACCCAUCGAGCUCACGCCCUUGCCACUGCUCAAGGACGUGCCAGCGCCGGAGCAGCCGGAGCUGUUCCUGAAGAAGCUGCAGCAGUGCUGUACUGUCUUUGACUUUAUGGACACGCUGUCGGACCUCAAGAUGAAGGAGUACAAGCGCUCCACGCUCAACGAGCUGGUGGACUACGUGACCGUCAGCCGGGGCUACCUGACAGAGCAGGCCUACCCCGAGGUCGUCAAAAUGGUGUCUCACAACAUAUUCCGGACCCUUCCGCCCAGUGACAGUAACGAGUUUGACCCUGAGGAAGACGAGCCCACGCUCGAGGCCUCCUGGCCACACUUACAGUUGGUAUACGAGUUCUUCAUCCGGUUCUUGGAGAGUCAGGAAUUCCAGCCCAGCAUUGCCAAAAAGUACAUAGACCAGAAGUUUGUCCUACAGCUCUUGGAGUUGUUUGACAGCGAGGAUCCUCGGGAGAGAGACUACCUGAAGACAGUCUUGCAUAGAAUCUACGGCAAAUUCCUGGGGCUGAGGGCUUUUAUACGAAAACAGAUCAAUAAUAUUUUUCUACGUUUUGUUUAUGAGACGGAGCACUUCAACGGGGUGGCGGAGUUGCUGGAGAUCCUGGGGAGUAUAAUCAAUGGUUUCGCUCUGCCACUGAAAGCGGAGCAUAAACAGUUUCUGGUCAAAGUGUUGCUCCCCCUCCACACCGUCAGGAGUCUGUCCCUCUUCCACGCACAGUUGGCGUAUUGCAUUGUACAGUUCCUAGAGAAAGACCCAACAUUAACAGAACCAGUCAUCAGAGGCUUACUGAAGUACUGGCCGAAAACCUGCAGUCAAAAAGAGGUGAUGUUUCUAGGGGAGCUGGAGGAGAUCCUGGACGUCAUCGAACCAACACAGUUCGUCAAGAUCCAGGAGCCACUCUUCAAACAGAUCUCCAGAUGUGUCUCCAGCCCACACUUCCAGGUUGCAGAACGAGCUCUGUACUACUGGAACAACGAGUACAUCAUGAGUCUGAUCGAGGAGAACUCCAGCGUCAUCCUGCCCAUCAUGUUCGCCAGCCUCUACAGGAUCUCCAAAGAGCACUGGAACCCGGCGAUCGUGGCGCUGGUGUACAACGUACUGAAGGCCUUCAUGGAGAUGAACAGUACCUUAUUCGAUGAACUCACAGCCACUUACAAGUCGGACCGCCAGCGUGAGAAGAAGAAGGAGAAGGAGCGGGAGGAGCUGUGGAAGAAGCUGGAGGACUUGGAGCUGAAGCGGGGCCUUAGGAGCGACGGGAUCAUCCCAACUUAACGAAGACAGCGCCGCGUUCCCCUUCAGCCCCUCCCCCACCUCGCAGCCCCUGUGACUCCCCCUUCCCCUCCAUCCUCCCCCCCGACUCCCCUCCUCCACAUCAGCCACGUCUGCCCAGAGCUCUGAGAAAAACCCCGAUACAGGGCCGUCGUCUCUGGAUGGACACGGAGCGCCCGCUGGUUUCUUAAUUGUUUUUGUUUUUUUUGUUGUUUUUUUUUCUUAUGUUUUUUUUUCUCCUGUGUUUGUUUGUGCGACUUACUUUACAGUAGAUUCAUCACGUCUGUUUUCAUUAUUUCAACAGCACUGUAAAUAAUUAUUUUUUUCUUUUUUUUUUUUUUCCCUUAAACUGAUAUUAUUGCAAAACGGAAAAAAAAACAAAACAAUAAUAAUAAAAAAAAAAGGAAGAAAAAAAUAGAAAAUGAGAAAAUGACUUGUGUGGGAGGGGAACAAAAAAAAACAAACAAAAAAACACUUUUGGACUGUAGGACAUGAAAUGAACUCUUGGAAAACAAAAAAACAACAAAAAAAGAGAAGAUAGAUUGAUUUUAACUCUUCAUCCCACUCUUCUUCAGUACAGUCCCGUAUGUAAUUUUUAUUUCCUGGUUCUCCUCUUUGCUUUUCCUCUCGUUGCCUCCAUCUUUCUGUUCCCUCCCUCCUUCCUCUCUUAACGGUGCAUCUGUCAUUUCUGCCCCCCUGUGUGGGACGGUCCGGACUGAUAAUGGGUCCCCCUCUCCCCUCCUCGCCCUCCUCGCCUCCUCUCUGGCCCCGCCCACCUGCCGACACGUUCUCCUUCCUGUUUUAAAACGGGCGGGAAAAAAAACUGAACAAAAACACAUUUUAAAAAACGACAACAGGGACUUUGUGAGUAACACAAACAUCUCCUCUUUGAGUGCGUUUACAUGCGUGUUCGUGGAAGAUUUAACUGUAAAAUAAAUGUUUAUUUCUUUACAUAA
Messenger RNA from Acanthopagrus latus (yellowfin seabream), 2953 nucleotides. It is a transcript of the gene ppp2r5eb, whose product is annotated as protein phosphatase 2, regulatory subunit B', epsilon isoform b. The transcript is spliced from 14 exons. Gene Ontology annotation, cellular component: cytosol; protein phosphatase type 2A complex; nucleus. Gene Ontology annotation, molecular function: protein phosphatase activator activity. Lineage: Eukaryota; Metazoa; Chordata; Actinopteri; Spariformes; Sparidae. The record is from RefSeq and is a predicted model, not a curated record. The coding region runs from base 561 to 2000 and encodes 479 amino acids. Gene Ontology annotation, biological process: signal transduction; protein dephosphorylation.